CACAGGCACAUAUGGACGGGAUCAGAGAGAGGGGGGUUAAGAGAGAGAAGCACAAAGCCCUGAUAAUGUGGUAGGAGAUUCAUAGAGCAAUGAGGAUGCACACCAUCAACAGCCCAGGCAGGAUAAAGCAAACUGGGGCUCAGUCUUCACCAUGACCUGCAGUGUGUCCGGAGACAACUGGAAACUAAAGGUUUCAGGAUCCAGCUGAAGCUGCACCCAGCCCUCUGCGCAGGAUGGCAGGAGACUCGCGGGUUCAUAUGAACCAGGACAUGGAGAUAGGGGUCACGCCCAGAGAGGUGAAGAAGAUCCCCAAGCAGGCCCGGCAAGAUCUAGCACACAUCUCCACCGACAGAACCCGAGUGUUAGCCGAACCGCCCAAAAAGCCACAGCAGCGUUACGUCCAGAAGGACGGUAAGUGCAACGUGCACCAUGGCAACGUCCACGAGACCUACCGCUACCUGAGCGACCUCUUCACGACCUUGGUGGACCUCAAGUGGAGCUUCAGCCUGCUCAUCUUCACCCUGGUCUACUGCAUCACCUGGCUCUUCUUCGGGCUCAUCUGGUGGCUUAUCGCAUACAUCCGAGGUGACCUAGAGCAUCUGGAGGAGAGUGGCUGGACACCGUGCGUGGAGAACCUCAACAGCUUCGUCUCUGCUUUCCUCUUCUCCAUAGAGACGGAGACUACCAUUGGAUAUGGCUACAGGGUCAUCACCGAGCACUGCCCGGAAGGGAUCAUUCUCCUGUUGAUCCAGGCCAUCUUAGGCUCCAUCGUCAAUGCUCUGAUGGUGGGCUGCAUGUUUGUGAAGAUCUCGCAGCCCAAGAAGAGGGCAGAGACUCUCAUGUUCUCCCACAAGGCGGUCAUCUCGCUCCGUGACGACAAGCUCUGCCUGAUGUUCAGGGUGGGGGACCUGCGGAGCUCUCAUAUCGUGGAGGCUUCCAUCCGGGCCAAGCUGAUCAGGUCCAAGCAGACCAAGGAAGGGGAGUUCAUCCCACUGAACCAGACAGACAUCAAUGUGGGCUUCGACACGGGCGACGACAGGCUCUUCCUGGUGUCUCCUCUCAUCAUCUCCCACGAGAUCAACGAGAAGAGCCCGUUCUGGGAGCUGUCCCGGGCCCAGAUGGAGAAGGAGGAGUUUGAGAUCGUCGCUAUCCUGGAAGGCAUGGUGGAGGCCACAGGUAUGACAUGUCAGGCUCGCAGCUCUUAUCUGCAUACAGAGGUGCUGUGGGGGUAUCGCUUCACCCCCGUGCUCUCUCUAGAGAAGGGAUUCUACGAGGUUGACUACAACAACUUCCACGAAAUCUAUGAGACGCACACGCCCUCCUACAGUGCCAAGGAACUGGCGGGCACUGCCAGCCGGGGCCAGCUCCUGUCAAAGCUUUCCCCCGCGGCCACCGCCGCAGCCCCCCCACCCUGUCCGCUAAACCCCCCCAUCGUGCUCAGAGAAAAGGAAGAGGAUGAAGAGAGGGAGUCCGGGGAAAGCAACGGCUUAGCUGCCACAGUGGGUGUCGUCACGGAAACAACAGAGGCUGAAAAUAUAUUCUUUUAAAACAGGCCUCUUCUCUUGUUGCAUGACAGUACAAAUGUAUUGCUUUAUAAAAUAUACUUUGCAUAUAUUUUAAAAUAGAAUUAAUUAGAAUUUUAAUUGCCUCCAACCAUUCUUCUAGGUUUACAGGGUGUUAGUACAGAGUAGUCGUUUUGACCUUGCAUGCUGCUUUUAGAAGAGGUUCAGCGCCAAUGCCACAUCCAGGAUAACAUGCUUUUAUAACAUGGCAUCUCUCUCGGCAUACAGGCUCCAAUCAGCAGCCAAAAAAACUUGGGAGCUUUUCUAACCUUAAGUAGACAAAAAAUUUCCAAUAUGCCAUUUUGUAAAUUAAUAUUGCUUUAAUGUAAACCACCCUAGCAUUUUGCUUAUGGCUUUGUUUCUCCAAAGUCAAGUAUAUUGCCAGAGUAGCACGAGACUAACUCACAAUGAAUGCUGCAUUAAAAUAAAAGCAAAACAAUUUAAAUAAAAUUUAGCUUGAAAGCAAUGUCUGGUUAAAAUAUACUGUGCUCCAGGCAGUCACAGGAAGGAGUGCGUUUUUACUUGAGCUGACAAACAUGCACAUGCGUUUAAAAGUUUCUAACCAAUUUGUACAGUUUGUGAAUAUCAAAUGGGCAAGAUGUUAGUGCACUAGUGGGGACUGAAUAACUCAUCUGUGGUGCCUGAGCAUUUGGGCUGUCUGUCUCUGUGAUUAAGUGGAUGGAACUUACUGAGCCGUGGUCAGAAUGACUACAGUUGCUGUUUAAUUUAUUAUUCAUGCCAACAGCCUGUAAUCUUUACAUCGAACUGGCUACUCUUUUGUUCUGUGCUUUAGAUAUUACAGGCUGUUUUUUUUUUUAUCAGAUUUUCGUUUUUCAGUCCUUGAAAGUAUCAUUUAUUCUACUUAGUGCUGUUUAUAAUUCUGUGGGAAGCUAGACAAGCACUACAUAGAUAAGAUGGAUAUAUAUUGCACUGUAUGUUAAUCCCAGAUGGGUAAGUUCCAAAAGCACUAUUGCUUGGAGUGCAGGCUAAAUCAUGCAAGCUUGUUUCAAUCCUGUUCACAGCAGAAAACUCAGUGCUGUGGAUCUGAGUGCCAGCGAAUACAAUACUGUAGAGAACUCAGUGCUGUGGAUCUAAGAGCCAUCAUAUACAAUACUGUAGAGAACAGUGCUGUGGAUCUAAGAGCCAUCAAAUACAAUACUGUAGAGAACUCAUUGCUGUGGAUCUAAGAGCCAUAAAAUACAAUAAUGUAGAUAACAGUGCUGUGGAUCUGAGACCCAUCAAAUACAAUACUGUAGAGAACUCUCAGUGCUGUGGAUCUGAGUGCCAUCGAAUACAAUACCAUAGAGAACAGUGCUGUGGAUCUGAGAUCCAGCAAAAACAAUACUGUAGAGAACUCAGUGCUGUGGCUCUAAGAGCCAUCAAAUACAAUACUGUAGAGAACAGUGCUGUGGAUCUGAGUGCCAUCGAAUACAAUACUGUAGAGAACAGUGCUGUGAAUCUGAGAGCCAGCAAAAACAAUACUGUAGAGAAAGUGCAGGAUGUAUGCAGAACUGAGGACUGGAAAUGUAAGAGGCAGUAAAUAGAAUAUGCAGCACUGCAGUGAGGUCAGUAAAGUUCAUUUAAACAGAGCUAAACUGAAAAGAAGUGGCAUUGAUUCAUGUCUGAUUUAUUUGAGUUGAGGUAACCAUUUUAAGCUAUUCAGUUGUGUUCCCAUUUCCCUUUUUUCUCCAGACACAUUUUCACUAUGACACAAACUAACCAUUUUCUCUUCUCUAGUUACAUUGCUCUCACAAAGCGCCAGCGGUAGACUGAGCACACAGAGAGAUGUUCGGUUUUAUUUGUAUAAUACACUGCAAAGCAUCCAGGGUAUUUCCUUCAUACUAGAAGCGGUACAACACAACAUGCUCUUCUGUCUGUGAGCACAACCACUCUGUCCUGCUUGACAUUUACUGCACUGAAAAGAUUUAGAAAUAAAAACGGUCAUAUAAAAUCUCUGUGCGUUUGUGUGUGAUUCAUUUGAUUUGAAAGCACUGGGAAUCUGAGAACCUGCAAAUUCCAAACGAGGCAUAAUUACUUUUAAGUGGUUUUAAUGGGGGAUGAAAAAAAACAUGCAUGCAAAAUGAAUGAAUAUAAAACAUCUAUCCUUUAGAAAUAUAAUAAGAAUACUUGAGAAAAGAACAUUGGGGUAUUACAUUGGGGAAGCCAUUUGAUCAUCUAUUAUACAUUCAGACACUAAAAGCAUCUCCCAUUUUUUUCUGCUCCUAUAAACCCCUCUUUGGUUUUUUUUAAUAGAACCCUACACACUGCUGUACUCUGAUCAAAGCCCCAGUGUUUCAUUAUUCAGGAGACACAAUGAAAUGCCUUUUCAGAAUCCAGCCUUGCAGUCAUCACUGUAGGAUACGCUCAAUGAGCGCGGCGACAGCACAAUUUUAUUAAUGUUUCCUUUAGACUUUCAAUUGUUCUGUUUUUACGAACUGGCUUUCUAUCUUAGUUUUUCAAAUUUUACAAUAAUGGUG
Molecule: messenger RNA, 4039 nt
Organism: Polyodon spathula (Mississippi paddlefish)
Lineage: Eukaryota; Metazoa; Chordata; Actinopteri; Acipenseriformes; Polyodontidae
Gene: kcnj5
Product: potassium inwardly rectifying channel subfamily J member 5
Exons: 4
Coding region: 234-1547 (437 amino acids)
Biological process (GO): regulation of monoatomic ion transmembrane transport; potassium ion import across plasma membrane
Cellular component (GO): plasma membrane
Molecular function (GO): G-protein activated inward rectifier potassium channel activity
Source: RefSeq, a predicted model, not a curated record